AUGAAGUCUGUUCUCUUUGCUCUGCUCCUUGCAGCUCUUAACAAGCUGACAACAGCUUGGGUCAGAAAACAUACUUAUAUUUCUAAUAAAAAGUCAUGGCAAGAAGCUCAGCAGGACUGCAGAAACAUUGAUGGAUAUCUUUCCACCAUUAACAGCCAAAUUGAAUAUAACAUAUUUAAGACUGAUGUAGGCAGUGAUAAAGAGGGUUGGAUUGGUCUGAACAUAAUUGGAUAUGCCACUGAAUGGACUUGGUCUGAUGGAAGCACGUCUGAUGGAACAUUCCAGAUGUGGAAAAGUGGACAACCAGACAAUGAUAACACAGCUGACUGUGUGAAGUUGAAAGAUGAUAAGUGGGAACAGCAUGACUGUGAUGAUAAUCACAAUUUUUUCUGCUAUAAAUGGGUUCCUAGUGUGACUCUGGUACCAAUAAAAAUGAGCUGGGAGAAUGCUCUGACACAUUGCAGGACCUACUACUCUGACCUUGCCAAUCUCACCACACCACGCGGCCUACUUGAUGCCAAAAACAAGACCACAACCAGUGUGUGGACAGGUCUGCGGUUCCUGGCUGGUUCAUGGUUUUGGGUUACUGGGGAGCCUCUAGGAAACGUGGACUCAUUGUCUUCAUGCCCUGCUCAACCCUAUCGCUGUGGAGCCCGAAACCCUGGAAAUGAUCAAUGGGAGAACAGAGACUGUGAGGAGACGCUUGACUUUCUCUGCAAUGAUAAAGUGUAAGAUAUAGUUAGACAUGAAGAGAGAGAGGACAUGGUCGAUCAGAUGGUAAAUCAAAUUCAAAUGUACUUAAUCUCUAGUUUUUUGUUACAUUAAUAUUUUGAACAUGGAUAAAACAGCAGAAUUUUCACAAGAUAUCAGUGUGUUUUGGUUGGCCUAUAGUGUACUGUGCAGCUUAUUAGAUAUAAUUUAUAGAUAAGUAGAUAUUAUUUAUAUAGCUAUAUUGUAUAUUAUAUUGUAAAGUAGGCAUAUUUUUAUAGUAUAUUAUUUUGUCCUAAAUAGAAAUGUAAGGGAUAAUGUACAUUUCACUUAAUUUCAGGGUCCUGAACACUAUGUUAAACAUGUCACCAUGAUAUCUGUAGAAACAGAACAAUUGUUUAUUCCUUUUUCCAAUUUAAAUAUUCCAAAAAUACCACCACCUCAAUAUAGCCAUUGGCUACUGUAUGCCUCCCUAAUGGCUUAUGAGCACUAACUAACUGUUUAACUAACUGUAACAUGUUUUCUACAGUAUUUGAUCUCAGCCUGGAUAUGUCUGUAUAUCUCCUUUAUAUUUUAAAGUAGCCCUUUAUAUUCUUAAGUAUAUCACAUUACUACCAUGAAACUUGGGGCACCUCUUUGAUCUUCUUUGUGAAUACUGUGUUUCUUGGCUUCCUCCCUUAUACAUUUGUAAGCUUAAAAUAAAUAAAAAAUCCCAAUUCGUGUAAUAUAAAUUAUUUUUGUUAUACUGUUAAAAUAUAGAUAACUAUUUUCUGUGAGUCACUUCUGUAACCCUUAAAUAG
Molecule: messenger RNA, 1508 nt
Organism: Myxocyprinus asiaticus (Chinese sucker)
Lineage: Eukaryota; Metazoa; Chordata; Actinopteri; Cypriniformes; Catostomidae
Product: macrophage mannose receptor 1-like
Exons: 1
Coding region: 1-732 (243 amino acids)
Source: RefSeq, a predicted model, not a curated record